AGCCCUUUCCAACCCCCCAAAGUCCCCGCUACCAACGCCUUUGUUUCGCAUGGCGUUGGAAUGGCCUCCGGAGCUUUGCUUCGAUGGACUGUACACGACUUUCUUGUGCUGUGGCCCUGCCGACCUGGUCGAGGGCCCCUGCUGGAAGAGCCCCAGCGAAGCCAAGCGCUGCUGCCACGGCCGAGCCCUCUCGCUGCGAGAGGAGCUGGUCUCGCAGAUGGAACGCCUGGAAACUCAGUGGCCCUGGUGCGGCGAGGCCAGCAACUACGUCCACAAACGGUUCAUGUCGCAAGGCAUGCGCCCAGGAGCGGCACGGCAAGAGGUCUCAGAGGAGGAUGAAGCUGCCCGCGCCUUGUAUCGUUUCGGCCGCUUGAGCGGGCACCCGAACUGCGGGCCGGAGGCGCUGCGCGAGGACGACGGCGCGGUGAUGUUGGAGGCCUUUGACCGGUUGGCAGCACAGGUGCCCAUGAGCCGAAAACUCGUGAACCUCGGCGGCGGCAGCUGGCGCGAUCCCCUCUGGGACUUGGCCGAGCACCGCAACGCCUCGGGCCUCUUCGUCGAUCCUUUGGGCCCUCCGCGCAACGAGACGCCGCCCGACGCGAAGCGCGUGCGCUUCCUCCGGAGCUUCGCGGAGCCGGAGAAUCUGGCGGAGCUGCUGCGGCGCGGCGGGCUGCAGGUGGGCUUUGAUCGAGGCCCUCUACCAAUCGAUGUACUGAAAGUCGAUGUGGAUGGCUGCGACUGUGUGUUAGCAGCCUUGGCCCUGCGCUUGCUGCGCCCCAAGUUCAUCAUCAUGGAGAUCAAUUGGAGCAUUCCUCCGCCCUUGCGCUUCGUGAGACAAUGCCAUUCUGACUGGAGCAAAUCCUGGGCCAAGUGGAGCUCCGUGGGGUUUCGCUUCACCAGCCACGGCUGCUCCUUGAGCGGUGCCUCGGCGGAGUUCGCCCCCUUCGGCUACAGCUUGUGGCGCCUGGCGGGCAUGGUGAACGCCGUCUGGGUGCAUCGGGAGGUGGCUCAUCUGCUGGGCGCCGAAGUGGACGAAGUGAACUGCUUCAAUCAUGCUUGGCGGAGCCCCGAUUUGGUGCGCUACUUGCACUGGAGCGUGAUCCAUGAUUGGCGCACUGGCCCGGUGCGUGCCGCGCUGGCACAUGCCUGGGGCAACUUGACAUGCUAUGAUCGAGUCUUUGGGAUUGAUCACAUCCCCUUCUCGCUCGGCGUGUGACGGUCCAAAGAGAAGCGAAGCGUUCUAUGAGCACGGGGCGAGGACGUGGGUCGAGAGAGCCCGGCACCAGUAGCCCUUUCCGGUCGCCCUUUUUCCAGGUUUGGGUGGGAAUUCCAAGAGGGUCUUCUUUGGGGAACUGUUCGAUGGCCAAGUUGAAGUCGCAGGUGGUGACCUGUUGGAGGGUGUGUGGAGAUAAGCGUAUUUUCCCUCGCCCUGCAAAGAGGUCGGGCUACGUGUUGCCGGAGUCGAAGC
Messenger RNA from Durusdinium trenchii, 1468 nucleotides. The record is from the annotation of a GenBank genome assembly. NCBI's taxonomy places the organism in Eukaryota, Dinophyceae, Suessiales, Symbiodiniaceae.